Messenger RNA from Belonocnema kinseyi, 1571 nucleotides. RefSeq names its product peptidyl-prolyl cis-trans isomerase-like. The transcript is spliced from 6 exons. Gene Ontology annotation, biological process: protein peptidyl-prolyl isomerization. Lineage: Eukaryota; Metazoa; Arthropoda; Insecta; Hymenoptera; Cynipidae. The record is from RefSeq and is a predicted model, not a curated record. Gene Ontology annotation, molecular function: peptidyl-prolyl cis-trans isomerase activity. The coding region runs from base 435 to 1442 and encodes 335 amino acids.
GGAAUCAUAACCACUGAAUUUUGACAGAAUGCUUCAUUUUUCAUUCAGCCAUUACAAUUUAUAAUUAUUAACAAUUUUGAUCAAAAGUGCUUAGUUGAAUUUUCACUGAAAAUUUAAUUUUUAAAUAACCUAACCUAUUUUUGUAAAAAGUAAUACAUAAAAAUAAAAGUGAUUUGUGAGAAUAUGCUCCACAAAGCAAAAAAUUCGAAACAGUUGAAUAAUUCGACCGCAGUUGGCAUAUUUAACCAAAAUUAAGGCUUUAUUUGCAUUGAAAUGCAUAUGCAAUAAUACAUUUGCAACUCAAUUUCUUCCGAAAAUAGAAAAGUGGGAGUAAAAAAAACUCAAAAAUGCAUUUUUGUUAAUUGGCGAAAACUCUUAAGCCUCAACCAAAAUCUCGUUUCCUUCCUGGCCAGGUAGAUACAAAUUCUGAAAAAAUGGAUUUAAAACUAUACAGGAAACAUCGAGAGAAUGUUGUUUAUGUGCAGCCACGAAUUGACAAUAAACCACCAAAAUUCUCCCUUGAUGUUUAUUACAAUGAAGACAAAUUGAAAGAAAUCGCAACUCGAGUUAAACUUUUAGAUGAUAAAAACAUGGACCUUUUAAAAAAACUAAAUAUAGUUCGUCGUUCGUCAGUUUGUAUUCUGAAAAAUCCAAAAACAGACUCAUGGAAUAAAUUGGUCCCAAUAUAUGAAGAUAAAUUGAAAGAUAGAUUAAAAGAUCACAAACACAUUUUAGAAGUCAAUAAAGAAAUGUUGAUCAGAAUUAAACAAGUUGAUUCUAAAUAUUCUAGAGCAAAGAUUUUAAAGGACUGGGAAAAGAACAAAGCCCUUUUGGAAAAAAAGUCCAAAUACCCAAAUCCCUUGAGGGAAACAGAUGGAACACAAUUUUCAAUAAUAAAAGAACCAUCGAAAAUUGAAGAUCCCAAACUUCGAACAAAGUGCUUCUUUGAUGUUCAAGUCCUAGAAACCAAACAAAACUUGGGCAGAAUCGUUUUUGAACUUUAUUCCGAUUAUGUUCCUCGAACGUGCGCCAACUUCGAAGAAUUGUGUCGAGGCACAAAUGGCCAUUCCUACAAGGGAACAGAAUUUUAUCGAAUUCUUUCUGGUUAUUGGUGUCAAGGAGGAGACGUUACAAAAAUAAAUGGAACUGGGGGUUCAUCGAUUUAUGGUGACAAUUUUGAGGAUGAAAAUUUUACUUUAAAACACGCUGGUCGAGGGGUCAUUUCCAUGUGGAGAGAUGGAAAAAAUACGAAUAAUUCUAAAUUUAAUAUAACUUUCCGAAAACUUGAAACUAUAGAUGGGAAGAGAGUUGUUUUUGGAAAAAUUGUUCGCGGAUUAAAAAAUCUGUCGCAAAUUGAGGAGCAUGGAACAGAAAGUGGUCAAGUUUUGAAACGUGUUAUCGUUGCAAAUUGUGGAAUUCUUAAAAACAACAAUGAAAAUUGAAGUAAAUGUAAUGUAAAUGCGCAUAGUAUAGUAAGUCUGAUGGCAAAUCACUCCUUCCAGUUGUGGUUAGUAUUUUUAAAAAGAGUCACGUUUACUCACGUUUUGAAGAUUUUGUUCCUUCUACCACAU